GUUUGUUUACAAAAAUCUCAUGACUGUAGGUCGAAGUCACAGGUCUGUGACUCUGUGAAAAAAUUUAGCGAUGAAACGGCCAGGACACUCCGUGGAUUGAUCUAAUUCCUCGUCAGCUGCUGAGAAUCAAUGCAUUUCGCUGUGCGUCCUCUUGAUUGAAAGAAGUCAUGCUGGAGUCGUCGAAGAAGCAGCGCCGCGCGAAUCUGCCGUUGCUGUCGGUGACGCCGGCGCCGUCCAUGUCGUCGUCGGCGUGCUCAAUGCCGGAGCCGGCGGCGCCGCCGCCUCCGCCGACCAACCAGCGGAGCCGCGGCAGUUCUCUCGGCUCGCUCAAGAUGUUCCUGAGCCACUCGCCGACGGCCUCCCUGCUUCACCUGCCCACCUUCGGCUCGCCGGCCGGCGACUCCGGACGCCGCUUCAGCUUCAGCCUGCGCCGCUUCUCGUCCCAGACGCUCGCAUCGCCCGACCCGGUCAUGGCGGCUAUCGGCCACAGGACCAUCGUCAACCUCAUCGUCGAUGAUGACUUGCCAGGCUUGCAGGCCCUUCUUGAGUCUAGGAGGGUGAACGUUGACGACCGAGAUGAAAAUGGAACGACUGCUCUCCAAGUGGCAGCCUCUCGAGGCAAAAUAGAAUUUGUGAAGGAGCUGCUGAAUUUUGGUGCUGAGGUCAAUGCCGAAGACCUGGACAACUGGAGCGCCCUGCUCUGCGCGGCCAAGGAAGGCCACACGGAAGUGUGCAACAGAUUGCUGGACGCCGGCGCCACCUUGGAGCACCGGGAUAUGGGCGGCUGGACGGCCCUGCUGUGGGCCAGUUACAAAGGGCGCACUGAGACUGCGGCGCUGCUUUUGGCCCGCGGCGCUGACGUGCACGCCCAGGGGAACUACAAUAUUUCCUCUCUCAUUUGGGCGGCGGGAAGGGGACAUUCCGAAAUCGUGAGAGAACUUCUUGAACAUGGAGCCAAGGCGGUCACAGCUGAUAAGUGCGGAACUUCGGCUCUUGUCUGGGCUUGCAGAAAUGGCAACCCCGACUCUGUGGCCCUCUUGCUGAAGGCCGGGGCCAACGUUGACGCAGUGGGAAUGUAUUCCUGGACGGCUCUUCUGGUGGCCACCUCUGGGGGACACACUGAAGCCGUGGCUCUGAUCCUCAAGGCAAAAGCAAAUAUCAACGUUAAAGACAAAGAUGGCUGCACAUCUUUGGCCGUCGCUUCCAAAGAGGGAUUUGAAGAUAUUGUCAAUGCCCUGCUGAACGAAGGUGCUUACAUUAACGUGCAAGAUAGGGCCGGCGACACGUCACUGAUUCACGCUGUGAAGGGAGGCCAUCGCCCUGUGGUGGAGGCUUUGCUGAAAAAAUACGCCGAUGCAGAUAUCCCGGGAAAAGAUCACAAAACCGCCUUGUACUGGGCAGUGGAGAAAGGAAACGCGGCCAUUGUCAAACUGCUGCUCUCGGCAAACCCGGAUCUUGAAGUGGCCACCAAGGAUGGAGACACUGCGCUCAUGAAAGCUGUCAGGAACAGAAACUCGGAAAUCGUCCAAUUGCUGCUGGAUAAAAAGGCAAAGGUGACGGCGGCUGAUAAAAAAGGCGACACUUGUUUGCAUAUUGCAAUGCGCGCCAGGUCCAAGGGCAUUGUCGAAGUGCUGCUGAGGAAUCCUAAGCACAGUCAGCUCCUCUACAGACCCAACAAGGAUGGCGAAACGCCUUACAAUCUAGACAUGAAACACAGCAAAACCAUUUUAGGCCAAAUGUUUGGACAAAGACGUCUGAAUUCAAGCUCAGAAAACGAAAAGCUUUUGGGGUACGAUCUUUAUGGAACUGCAAUCGCAGACACCCUCAGCGAACCAUUCCUAACCAUGCCCAUAAUUGUUGGACUUUUUGCCAAAUGGGGUAGUGGAAAAUCAUUUCUGCUGAAUAAAUUGAAAGAGGAGAUGAAGGGUUUUGCUCGGCAGUGGGUGGAGCCUACAUUUGCUUUCACGCCACUUUUAUUCCUCUUGGUGCUACACGUAGCUCUUCUUCUGGCAGUGGCCAGUUAUUUGGCAGCCAACUCUUGGAUUGUUGGCUGCUCGGUUGGCGUGGGAUUUUUCAUCGGCUGUUACAUCGUUUUGCUCCUUAUUUGGUACGGAGCUCAAAGAUUGGAUUGGUAUUGGCCAUAUAACACCAGUGUUGCUCUGGCAUAUCGUCUUGCGAGAAUCAAACUUGUUCUGGAAGUUUUGUUCUGUCAUCCGGCAGCCCAAAACCGUGAAAACACAAACGCCAACCCAAUACGAUUCUACUUCAGUGACCAAGCAAAACUUUCGACUACAGCUGGGAGAGAAUCGUCUCUCCUCAACAUGAUUGGCUCUUUGUAUGACGCUCUUGAAAAAGAUUACGGCACCUGGGCUCCGAGACUCUACAGGGCAUUCCGGCCAGAACCAGUCAGGUCUUCAUGGCAGUGGAGAAGACUAUGUUGUUUGCCCUAUUGUGUUCUUUGGCACAUCCUUUUUGCCUGUGGCUUGCUGCUGGCCAUCGGGGUUGGAUUUUGGCUUCGAGCAUCUGCUGAUGCAAACAUCAUUGAAACAUGGACGAUUCAAGCAGCAGUGAUCACUUUAGGUCUAGUCAUCAGUGUGGCUGUAGUUGCAAAUCUAUUCACUGUUGGAAGAGCUUUCCAAAGUCUAGUGCUGUCGCAAAAGAGGCAACUUCUAAAUGCUGUAUCCAAGAGUAAAGGUGAAGGUUUCAUUCACCAGCUGAGAGGAGAAGUUAGCUUAUUGACCAACAUGGUGGAGUGCCUGGACUCAUUUUCCGAGCAACAAACAAGAUUGGUGGCUGUGAUUGACGGUCUUGAUACGGCCGAGCAAGACAAAGUUUUGCAGAUUCUGGAUGCCAUCAGCAUUCUGUUCAAUGAAGCCCACGCACCAUUCAUAGUUCUCCUGGCCAUCGACCCUCACAUCAUAGCACGAUCUCUCGACUCAAACACCCAACGCGUCUUUACCGACGGUCCAAUUUCUGGCAACCUAUAUGUCAGGAACCUUGUGCAUUUGCCGUUCUACCUCCAAAACUCGGCAAUCAACCGCGCCAAGGUGGCCCAGCAGUGGGCAGCUCGCCGACAGGACGACUCAACUGUGACAGUUUCUCGGCGCCUUUCCUCUGAAUCAAGUGGAGGAGACCGACUGAAGGCUCCAGGCAACUCUCGGAAAGGGUCGAGCAGCACCAGACGACUCUGGUCGAGUGAGAGUGUAGCCAGUUCCUUGGCGUCCAAUCUGAACAGGGCAGGAAUGGGCAUGGAGGCAGGUCACAAAGGGUUUCUUCUCACUGACGAUUAUUUUUCGGAUGUCAAUCCUCGAUCACUCAGGAGACUUAUGAAUGUCAUGCACAUAACUGUUCGUCUUUUGAGAUCGUUCCAAAUAGAAGUCAGCUGGUACCACGUCUCAAUCUGGAUUAAUUUAGCAGAGCAAUGGCCUUAUCGUCUUUCCUGGAUGAUUUUGUACAUGGAAGCUUUUGAAGAAGCUCUCGAUGACACUUCCUCACUUAGAAGUGUAUAUGAAAAGGUUAAACCAUAUGUUCCUGCAAGCCGAGAUACUGAACCUCUACUUGAAAUGGACGCGGACGAGAAAAAAUUGGAAAUUUUUCUGGCAAACCACCGCUCGAAUCUGCUCGUCUGCCACAUGCGUCUUUACCUACCCUUCACCAUAAACCUUGACCCCUACCUCAAGAAAGUCAUCAAAGAGGAAAACGUCGGUUUGGAAGAAACUUUUGCCGCUCAAGCCCAACAGCAGGACGGGCCAAGUGUGGCCUCAAAACCUCCAGCCAUCCUCCGCAGGCAGAGAUCUUCACUCCGAACUGUCCAGACCCCCCAGAGUCAAGCAGUUGUCUACCCUCAGAUCCCCCAGCAGAUUCCACCCCAGGCACAGUCUAUCUUGAAUUGGCCCAAUCCUUGGGAACCCCCUGUAAUCAUUCAGCAAAGACCCCCUCUGCCACUGCCAAAUAUCCAAGUAAAUCCGGAGGAAGCCAAGUUGUCUGGGAUGUCAGUCGAUGGAUUUUGCGACUUUUUGAAUUCUGUUGACGACUUGAGUCCAGGAACAGUCACGGCCUUGCAGAAGUCGUUGAAGGAGAACAAUAUUGGUGGUAAGGUCUUGGCGCUGUGUGAACUGAACGAGCUGAAGCAGGUGUUGAAUCUAAACUUUGGAGACUGGGAGAUAUUCAAGUGGUUGGUCAUGUCUUUGCGACAGCAGGAGGUCAAUCCUGUUGAGGAGAAGAGCUAUGUUCGAUUUGCUCCAGUUCAAAGAAAAAGUUCUAUGAGUGGAAAAACUGGAAUGGCCGGUGAUUCAAAAGAGUCAAAAUCAAGAAUUGAUUCUCGGCAGAAGCAAACUAUGCUGGAGAAACAAGUAUCUAUGGAGGAGCAAAUGAUUUCCAAAGCGCUGCGCACCCUGAGCGAGGAAGCCACUGAAGAUGCUAUGGAAGAACCUGGCACUCCCCUUCUUACCACAACCAACUCUCCAGCACAGAUUGACACCCCUGGUAGUACGAGGCGGCUGCUCCGGCCAUCGGACAAGAACAAACGUCCCGUAUCCCUUCUUGUGGCCGCGCCACAGGAUGAGACUGUUCUCUUCCCUGACGUUUCCACCCCUCCUGCCUCUCCUCGCCGCAUUUCUGCCCUGAGACGAGCCGUUGUUCCCUCGAUGACACCAGCCUCAAGCCUGGAGAAAAUCAGGGACCGCAUUCUUCGCUCAAAGGACAAUCAUGACGAACCACCCCUCGGAGCGGACGAGAACACACCUCUUGUUUCUGAAGUCUCUUCCCCUGUUGCAAUUAUCCCUGUCACAAUUGCUUCCCCACCUACUUUGUCUUCUGCUUCCUCAGCACUUUCGCUCUCCUCCCACACGCCUGAACAAUUGGAUGCGAAAAUCAAGGAAAACGGUGAAAAUUUGCCCGAAACACAAGUUUAAAAUAUAGCGGAUCUAACUACUUUUUUUACUGCAAUACUUAUCAUAUCUUUUAGAGGUAGGAGAUUUAAAUUUUGAUCUCUUUUCCAAAUCUUAAACUGUAGACAAAACUUACAUAAAUGUGAUCAAAUAGUUUGUUAUUCAAAAUUUUUGCCAAAUAUAUUUAUCUUCUAAGUGUAAAAUAAUCUGAA
Messenger RNA from Neocloeon triangulifer, 5101 nucleotides. It is a transcript of the gene Arms, whose product is annotated as kinase D-interacting substrate of 220 kDa. Gene Ontology annotation, molecular function: protein binding. NCBI's taxonomy places the organism in Eukaryota, Metazoa, Arthropoda, Insecta, Ephemeroptera, Baetidae. The transcript has 17 exons. The record is from RefSeq and is a predicted model, not a curated record. The coding region runs from base 168 to 4913 and encodes 1581 amino acids.